Molecule: messenger RNA, 477 nt
Organism: Lindgomyces ingoldianus
Lineage: Eukaryota; Fungi; Ascomycota; Dothideomycetes; Pleosporales; Lindgomycetaceae
Exons: 6
Coding region: 1-477 (158 amino acids)
Source: RefSeq, a predicted model, not a curated record
AUGGUCCUGCGGGGAACGAAACUAGAUGGAAUGAAAUGUGGCUGUUGCUUUCCGGCCCAAAUCGGGUAUGCCUUCCGCCGAAAUUGCGGCAAAGUUCCUUACUUCCACAACAUUUCCUUAUCUCUGUACGAUAUGACUUCUUUCCAUAGCUUCGGACUGGCCUGGGUACUCAAGGGCCGGUUCACGGCGCCGGUGCUAUCAGCGUGCUAUGAAAGCAGAGCUCACCGCACCUCCUGUCGGCCAUUUAUUGAAGAGGGCGUUCACAAUUUCAAAGUGUUGAGGUACUUCGUAACGACAGCUUCUCCCGACUUCACCUCCUACCACCCGUAUUUAGGAGCCUCAUUCAAGAUAGAAGCCUGUAUCUUUUUGGGGCUGUUCCCAAUUCUAGCAACAGAUAAACUGAACCAGAGGCAUCGACGCGCUUCAAGACUUCGACAUCUCGUCUGUCUUGUUUUCUUUCCCUUCGCUAAUUCUUGA